UUUACUCAAGUUUUUUAACACCCCUAUUUGUAAUGCAGUAGGAAUUGACAUAAAAGGUCGUGAUAUUGUAAAUCACUUGGGCCGAUCAACACCAAUCACUUCCCUUUUUCAAAAGGGUGUCGCAAUGGGUACCACUAUGUCUAUUACUAGACAUAAAAGUGAGUCAUCCUAUCGGAUUUAUGCUCGGCCUUCUAACAAGCAAAAAGAAGAUGCUUUGUCUUUAUUAAUUAAUAGCGUUGGAACAUUACCGUCUAAUUUACAAGAACAAGAAACUUUAACAAAACCAUUCCGUCAACCCUUGCAUAACACUGCCAAAGCAAAUUUACCAUUACAUAUCAAUGCUACAAAACGAAAUCCUACACUUGGUGGACGUCGAACAAUUCAUAAAGCUCCGCGUAAAGAUAAUUCUUAUGAAGAUACAUCUGAAAAAAAUAUUUCUAGUGCACCA
Racocetra fulgida is the source of this 448-nucleotide messenger RNA. Lineage: Eukaryota; Fungi; Glomeromycota; Glomeromycetes; Diversisporales; Gigasporaceae. The record is from the annotation of a GenBank genome assembly.